Messenger RNA from Pygocentrus nattereri (red-bellied piranha), 1540 nucleotides. It is a transcript of the gene acot7, whose product is annotated as acyl-CoA thioesterase 7. The coding region runs from base 157 to 1194 and encodes 345 amino acids. Gene Ontology annotation, molecular function: long-chain fatty acyl-CoA binding. Gene Ontology annotation, biological process: palmitic acid biosynthetic process; acyl-CoA metabolic process. Gene Ontology annotation, cellular component: extracellular exosome; cytosol; nucleoplasm. The transcript is spliced from 10 exons. NCBI's taxonomy places the organism in Eukaryota, Metazoa, Chordata, Actinopteri, Characiformes, Serrasalmidae. The record is from RefSeq and is a predicted model, not a curated record.
UUCACAUCAGCGCUCGAGUGUCCGGUUUUCGUGACGCCUCUCUCGGCGGCAGCAGCCCCAGCGAGCAAUCGAUUCACCCUCAAACCACCAUUUGGCUUCAGCCAAGCCAGCCUGUCUCCUUCCUGCUCCGGCACCGGGGGUCGACCAGAGCUGCCCAUGAUGUCUGCCGCCGAUUCUCCGCCAACCUCCCCGUCCAUUCAGAUCUGCAGGAUCAUGUGUCCUGAUGACGCCAACAUUGUGGGUAAUGUACAUGGUGGCACAAUCCUGAAAAUGAUUGAGGAAGCUGGGUGCAUCAUUGGAACGCGCCAUUGCAAUACUCAAAACGGGGAUCGCUGUGUGGCUGCCCUGGCUCGAGUGGAACGCACUGAUUUCCUGCACCCUAUGUUCAUCGGUGAGGUGGCCCAUGUGAGCGCUGAGAUCACCUACACUUCCAAGCACUCCGUGGAGGUGCAGGUCAAUGUCCUGUCUGAAAACAUUCUCACAGGUACCAAGAAGGUGACCAACAAGGCAACGCUGUGGUACGUGCCCCUCUCACUUAAGAAUGUGGACACAAUUAUUGAAGUCCCUCCAAUUGAGUACUUUAAACCGGACCAGGAAGAGCUGGGUAAAAAGAGGUAUGAGGCUCAGAAAUUUGAAAGAAUGGAGACCAAAGAGAGGAAUGGCGAGAUCAUCACACCAGUCUCUCUCCCUGAAAGACACACAAAAGAGCCCUAUACUGUUGGAUUCAGCCAGUCAAGUCUCAUCCACCUGAUUGGCCCUUCAGACUGCACUCUGCUUGGCUUUGUUCAUGGAGGUGUGACCAUGAAGCUGAUGGACGAGGUGGCAGGCAUUGUGGCAGUCCGUCACUGCAAGACCAACAUUGUGACUGCGUCUGUGGAUGCCAUCAACUUCCACCGCAAGAUCAAGAAAGGUUGUGUGAUCACAAUAUCUGGGCGGAUGACCUUCACUAGUAACAAGUCAAUGGAGAUCGAGGUGUUUGUGGAUGCUGAUCCAUUGGCGGAAGCUGAGAAAGGGAAAUACCGGGCAGUCACCGCCUUCUUCACUUACAUUUCUCUGGACAAAGAGAACAAGCCCUUGCCUGUGCCCCCACUGAAGCUGGAAGGUGAAGAGGAGCAGAAGCGGUUUGAAGAAGGAAAGGCGCGGUACCUUCAAAACAAGGCAAAGAGGCUGGCGGAUAAGGAGCAGAAACAAUGACACAUUCCUCCAGAAAAGCAUAAUAUGGUAUUGUAGAGGAAUAUUCCAAAAUAGUCACAUACUGUCCUACGUCAUGUUAUUAAAAAUCUUCUCUCUUACUUGUAGCUGACUGGAUGGAGGGGAAAACAAGUAUAAGUUUAUUUAAAUGUGUUCAUUGAUGACUUCUGUUGUUUCACUGCUACAUAAAGCUCUGUGUAUAUGUGGAUGUUCUCUGAAACCUGAGUAUUAUAUAACGUGAAUCCUAUUUUAACUCUAAAGAGAUUUAUUUAUGAAACGCUUCAGUCAUUCUGUGUGAAAAUGGAAAACAGCACGAUGCACUAAUAAAGGCUUACGCAUGUAACCUUAA